AUGAUCGUCUUUGGAACUUCUUGGUCUAGGGACGAUGAACUUUGGAAAUGGCUUCAAAAUCUCCAAGAAGAAGGUCCUAAACACUUGGGAGUAGCAGGUCCGAUUAAUUUCCUCCCAUUUUUCAGAUUUUUCCCAAAAUACCGUAACAUUAUAUCUUUCAUAAAGACAAAUCUACACAAAACUCACGAAGUAUAUCACGAAUUAAUAAAUGAACAAAUAAAAUUAUUACAGACCACUACAGGCAACACAUCAUUAGAUAAUGUGGACACGAGCGUUGGGCAAAAUUUUAUCCAAUGUUUUGUGCUGGAAAAACUAAAGAAAACGGAUAAAAAUAUUAAACAGUUAUAUAGCGAUACGCAAUUCGUUUAUUUGUUAGCAGAUAUAUUUGGAGCUUCGUUGGAUACUACAUUGACGAGUCUGAGGUGGUAUUUUCUGUUUAUGGCAAAAAAUCAAAUAAUUCAAACAGAAGUCAGACAAGAGCUCGAAGACGUUCUUCAAGGACGUUCGGCGUCGAUGGAAGAUAUAAAUCAACUACCACUCUUUGAAGCAUCAGUUUUAGAAACAAUGAGAAUUAGACCUGUAGUCCCGAUAGGCAUACCACAUGGUUCCGUAGAAGAAAUGGAAAUUGAAGGUUAUAGGAUUCCAAAAGGAACUAUGAUCGUCAUGCUACAGUGGGCAUUACACAUGGACGAGAAGGUUUGGGAAAACCCGGACGAGUUUAAUCCACGUAAACGGAUGUGUGUCGGUGAAGAAUUGGCACGAAUGUUCUUAUUUUUAUUUACCUCGACAAUACUCCAAAAGUUUUCAUUUAGCUUAAGAAACGAAAACUUCGAUACAUGGGGAGAAUGCGGCAUCACACUUACACCUCACGAUUAUAAAUUGAUUGUAGAAAAAAUUAAAUAG
This is a messenger RNA of Diabrotica balteata, 903 nucleotides long. NCBI's taxonomy places the organism in Eukaryota, Metazoa, Arthropoda, Insecta, Coleoptera, Chrysomelidae. The record is from the annotation of a GenBank genome assembly.